UCUAGUCUUUGAGCUUCUCAAUCUCAUGAAGAUCAUGGAUUUGGUUAGUGUAACCAUAAAACCCUAAAAACACACACAACACUUGCACACAAAGACACAAACACAAACACAAACAAAGAAUAAUGCACCCAUAAAGUACUAAACAAAAAUCUUAGUCAUUUUACUGUAGGAUCUGGCUUUGUUAUUAGGUCAAGUGCAUGCUUCAACAGUAGUUUAUAGCCCUUAAUUUAUGCUUCACCUUAAUAUUGAAGCAAUUGUUCACUGUCUAUGACGUCAUUUCUUCUUAAUAUUUGACAUUCAUUCAACACAUUAAACCAAUACCUUUUGGCAAUUCUGCAAACCCAUUUUGGCAAGCAUCAAUUUUCUGUUGCAACUUUCAAACUAAUCAACUCUACAUUAGUUGAAAUGUUUAAUUACACACAUCAAAGACAAUAUUUGUGCAAUAUUCUCAUACUGAACAUAUAAAGCCUACUGAUUUUGCUAAAGAAAGUAACAUAUAACUACAUGAUGUCACUUGCUAAUGUGUUUAGGCCUCUCAGGUUGUGCAAUGGGGAGAAGAAAGAUUGAGAUCAAGCGGAUUGAGGACAAUACAAAACGCCAAGUCUCCUUCUGCAAGAGGAGAAAUGGACUCUUAAAGAAAGCUUGUGAACUUUCUGUCCUGUGCGACGCAGAAGUGGCUCUUCUCAUCUUCUCCAGUCGUGGACGGCUUUAUGAGUAUGCAAACAACAGUACAAAAUCAACCAUUGAAAGGUACAAGAAUGCAUGCUUGGACAGCGCAGAAUCAAGCUCUAUUGCAGAAACAAAUACUCAAUACUAUCAACAAGAAUCUGCAAAACUAAGGCUACUAAUCCAAAAUAUGCAGGAUUCUAACAGGCAUUUACUGGGUGAGGAAGUGAGUUCUCUAAAUAGCAAAGAUCAGGAGCAAUUAGAGAGCAAGAUUGUACAAGGGCUCAUUAAAAUCAAGUCAAAGAAGGUAGCAGAAGUUGAAAGGCUUAAGCAAGCAAAUUCAAAUAUGUCUGUACAAGAUCUCAAUGCAUUUCAGGCAUUAUCUCUCAAUUCAUUUACUCCAAUUGCAGUUGAGGGUAGCACUUCCUACUCACAGCCAGAACAAAACAUACUUCGUCUAGGGUGAUUUAUCUACUUCCAUUUAUUUCAUCAUUUUUAACAAUUAUAUGUAGACUAAUUAGUUCUACUUCUAUUUACUUAAUUAUAAGAUCCAAUUGAAAACUUUGCAAUCAACAAAAUUUUAAUACAUCAGUAAUUGUAAAUACUUAGCUCUCUAAAUGCAACUACAAGCGCCUAUAAGUGUUAACACAAGUAAAAAUACACCAUAUGGUCCAUAUGUACUCUGACUCAAAUUUUUUGUCACAAACUAUAUGAAUGUUGGCAUUCAACAUCUAUCUUGGUAUUCUUUGACUUACACUUUUUAGAAUUACUUUUUUUUCCUUAAAGUUUAAUACCCUUUUUUUAUCAAAUAUGGGAAUCUAAGAUACUAUUCUUAUCAAGUUUAGCAAUGCAAAAUUUCUUUAUGUUUGACUUGCUGAUCACUGACACUAGAAAAGAGAAGGAUACAUGUUCUAACUUUAAAUUCUUCAUUUUGUUAUCAAGUUUUGCAAUGCAAAAUUUCUUUAUGUUUAACUUGGUGAUCACUGACAAUUGAAAAGAGAAGGAUAUACACGUUCUAACUUUAAAUUCUUCAUUGUGUUAUAAGUUUAGCAAUGCAAAAUUUCUUUAUGUUUGACUUCUUGAUCACUGACACUAGAAAAGAGAAGGAUACAUGUUUUAACUUUAAAUUUUUCAUUGUAUUUAUGCAGGUAAAUUGUUCAACUACAAUUAUGCAAGUGGGGUCUUAUAUAAUGCCUAAAUAAAGAUCUCAUUGUCUACUUUCUCAUUAAGUUAUAUCGUAUUGAAUCACUUUGGCUUGUUGCUAUGUAGCAUCCAACAUUUCUUUCUAUGAGGUCAUCUUGUACUGGCACUUAUAAGUUGUACCUGCUUCUCACGGGUGUCGCUUGGGCAAGGCAUUUUUCAUGUAAAGACUUUGAAGCAAAUUGGAAAUAAGAUGUGAGACAAAAUGGCCAAAAAAA
Molecule: messenger RNA, 2084 nt
Organism: Quercus lobata
Lineage: Eukaryota; Viridiplantae; Streptophyta; Magnoliopsida; Fagales; Fagaceae
Product: agamous-like MADS-box protein AGL11
Exons: 5
Coding region: 521-1132 (203 amino acids)
Biological process (GO): positive regulation of transcription by RNA polymerase II
Cellular component (GO): nucleus
Molecular function (GO): RNA polymerase II transcription regulatory region sequence-specific DNA binding; DNA-binding transcription factor activity; protein dimerization activity
Source: RefSeq, a predicted model, not a curated record